This is a messenger RNA of Clupea harengus (Atlantic herring), 4753 nucleotides long. RefSeq names its product protein kinase C beta type. Lineage: Eukaryota; Metazoa; Chordata; Actinopteri; Clupeiformes; Clupeidae. The annotation marks the transcript as partial. Gene Ontology annotation, molecular function: ATP binding; diacylglycerol-dependent serine/threonine kinase activity; zinc ion binding. Gene Ontology annotation, biological process: protein phosphorylation. The transcript has 15 exons. The record is from RefSeq and is a predicted model, not a curated record.
CUCUCUCUCUCUGCAGUGUGUUGCUUUGUGGUGCACAAGCGUUGCCAUGAAUUUGUCACCUUCCAGUGCCCCGGCGCAGAUAAGGGGCCUGCCUCAGAUGACCCACGCAGCAAGCACAAGUUUAAGGUGCACACGUACUCCAGCCCCACCUUCUGCGACCACUGUGGCUCCCUCCUGUACGGGCUCCUCCAUCAGGGCAUGCGAUGUGAACACUGCUUCAUGAACAUCCAUAAGCGCUGUGUCCAGAAUGUGCCGAGCCUCUGCGGGACGGACCACACCGAGCGGAGAGGCCGCAUGCAGAUCACAGCAGAGAUCAAGAGCAACGUGCUCACCGUCAGCAUUAAAGAGGGAAGGAACCUGGUGCCCAUGGACCCCAACGGCCUGUCUGACCCCUACGUCAAGCUCAAGCUCAUCCCUGACCCCAAGAGCGAGAGCAAACAGAAGACCAAGACCAUCAAGUGCAACCUCAACCCCAUAUGGAACGAGACCUUCAACUUCAAUCUGAAGGAGUCAGACAAGGACCGCCGGCUAUCUGUGGAGAUAUGGGACUGGGACCUGACCAGCCGCAACGACUUCAUGGGCUCCCUGUCCUUUGGAAUCUCUGAGCUGCAGAAGCAAGGGGUGGAUGGCUGGUUUAAGCUGCUCAGUCAAGAGGAGGGCGAGUACUUUAAUGUGCCAGUCCCUCCAGAGGGUGAAGAGGGGAAUGAGGAGCUCCGGCAGAAGUUUGAGAGGGCCAAAGUGGGGCCGGGCACCAAGAAAACUGAUGGAACCUCUCCUAAUGCCAUCUCCAAAUUCGACAGCAAUGGCAACCGCGACCGCAUGAAGCUCUCUGAUUUCAACUUCCUCAUGGUGCUUGGCAAAGGCAGCUUUGGGAAGGUGAUGCUGGCGGAGCGCAAGGGCACAGAGGAGCUGUACGCCAUCAAGAUCCUGAAGAAGGACGUGGUGAUCCAGGACGAUGACGUGGAGUGCACCAUGGUGGAGAAGAGGGUGCUGGCUCUGGCGGGGAAGCCCCCCUUCCUCACCCAGCUCCACUCCUGCUUCCAGACUAUGGACCGACUCUACUUUGUCAUGGAGUACAUCAAUGGAGGAGAUCUAAUGUACCAGAUCCAACAGGUGGGCAAGUUCAAGGAGCCCCAUGCUGUCUUCUACUCUGCUGAGAUUGCCAUCGGCCUCUUCUUCCUGCACCUGAAGGGCAUCAUUUACAGGGAUCUGAAGCUAGAUAAUGUCAUGCUGGACGCUGAAGGCCACAUCAAGAUUGCUGACUUUGGCAUGUGCAAGGAGAACAUGUUAGACGGCGUGACCACCAAGACCUUCUGCGGGACCCCCGACUACAUUGCCCCCGAGAUCAUCGCCUACCAGCCAUACGGGAAGUCAGUGGACUGGUGGGCCUUUGGCGUGCUGCUCUACGAGAUGCUGGCUGGGCAGCCUCCGUUCGACGGCGAAGAUGAAGACGAGCUCUUCCAGUCCAUCAUGGAACAGCACGUGUCCUACCCUAAGUCCAUGUCCAAGGAGGCAGUGGCCAUCUGCAAAGGGCUGAUGACCAAGCACCCUGGUAAGCGUCUGGGCUGCGGUCCCGAGGGGGAGAGGGACAUCCGUGAGCACGCCUUCUUCCGCUACAUGGACUGGGAGAAGCUGGAGAACAAAGAGGUCCAGCCGCCAUUCAAACCCAAAGCCUGCGGCCGGGACGCGGAGAACUUUGACCGCUUUUUCACCCGUCACCCUCCGGUCCUCACCCCGCCCGACCAGGAGGUCAUCAUGAACCUCGACCAGGACGAGUUCGAGGGCUUUUCCUUCAUAAACCCAGAGUUCGCUUCUGUGGUGGCCGAGAGUUAAGGGCCAUCCACGCCCUCCUUCUCCUCCUCCUCCUCCUCCUCCUCCUCCUCCUCCUCCUCCUCCUCCUCCUCAUCCUCCUCAUCAUCCUCAACCUCAUUCACCCACCCACCCACCCCACGACCACACGAUGCAUUCCUCCAACGCAAAACAGCACCUCCAUCUAUUUAUAUACUUGCGGCAAGCGCCGUUGAAGUAUAUAAAUCACCAUCAACUGCUUCACCUUCAUGGGAAAACAAAGAUAUACCCUCCAUGAUGAUGUCGGCACAUGUGAUAUUUGUGUAUUAUCCAAGAGCUUGGUACCAGUGUAUCAGCAUACCAUCUCCUCAUGAUUGUAUUGAUUAGAUACAAAUUGCUGGCUCCACUCGGCACAUAAAUAACGCCUAUAGCACACAAGGUUCAUCCCAUGACUUCGUACUCUGUGACCAGUUAACCAUGUGGACAGGUCGUGCUAUAGCAGAUCUAUGUUCAUCUCCCGAUGAUCGUCAUAGGAUAACCACUCUAUUUAUACUCUACCAUGCACCAGUAUCUACAAGAUGUGUAUAGUGUUGUGUUUUUUUUUUUUUUUUUUUUUUUUUUUCACGUGAUUUUUAAACCCUUCCUGUUUUAGGUGCAAAUAGACCAUUUAUUUUACUACUUUGUUUUGCAUGGUUUCCCCAUUUUAACCCUCCGAAUAGCAAAUCUAGCUUAGAUGCUGUAGUUGAUGUAGACUGAAAGGGUAUUCCUGUUUCUCGUCAUAUCCUGAGUACACUGCAGAUGAUACGAAUAUAGCUGUUUCUUUCUUCCUUUUUUUGAAUAAGCAUGAGUAAAAGCUAUGUUUACAGGAUGCAUCUAUCCAGCUGUAUGUGGAUGUGUGUGUGUGUGUGCGUGUGUGUCUUGGUGUGUCGAGAGUGUGUGUGUGUGUAUGUGUGUGUAAGUGAAUGUGUGUUUAGGCAGUGUCUUGCAGUGCUUGCGUGGGUGUGCCUCUUGUGGUGUGGUGAUCUGCUUCCUCUGCUUGUGCGUAGCGACACCAUCAGCCAAUAUGCCCCCUUCUCCCCUAAGCUUUCUUCUGAACCCCCGCCCGCCCCCCAGCCCCUUACCCCUCCAGCGCCUCUUUUAUUUUGUAUGGGCAAACACCUGUGCGCAUGUUUUCGAGGUGCACGACAGACAUAUUCAACAUCAGCUACCUCCUCUUCAAGAGCACAGCAGACCGCACGGAUAGAUGGAUGAGAAAAGGUAGCAAACGAAUACAGGCAGAAGAAAUAGAAACAGCAGAUUCUGAUUAAAGGUCAAACUGCAAGCCUAGCCUGGCUUAUAAACCCCCUCCCUUCCCCCCCAACCAUCCUCCUGUCCAGGUCCUCCAAAUACGUGAGCGUGGCGACUUCCUGCGAUUGGAUAAGAAAUUGUUUCUGUGUUCCCCAUUAGUUGGCAUUCUGGCUCCGUCUGUGAGUGUAGGGCUCCGUCUGGCCGAUAAGCUUUUAUCUGCACUCACCAUGCCGAGGCUCCUACAGCGCCGGGGCUCUCACUCCUCAGUUACCGGCGCGCUCGGAAAAGACUGCUGCUGGAAACCAUAGAGGUCAGAAGACUAGACCACAGCAGCGUCCCUAGGUGUAGCGAUGUCGUUUGGCGAGUCGACCUAAAUCUAUGACGUCUAGGAGCAGCUAGUCAGAUGGCCUUACUUAAAUUUGAAUUAUUUUGCUAAAAUUCUAAGUCGUAACCCCCAGUCGUGUAUUUGGAGUAUGAUCCACUAUCAGUGUGGUGAAAACAAUAUCAUAUGCAGAGGUUUGGCAAUGAAGCUAUGGUGUGAUGUGGGCAGUCACUGGUCCUGCACCGUCAUCACUGCUAAGGCAGGCAAACACUGCUCACUGCUCUUGAGUCGAGCAACAUGAGGCUUAAAUGUGUGUGUGGCCCGCGCUCGUCGUGCUUUUGUGUUAGUAAGCCCAACUACACUGUGGUGGACAGCUUAGAGUAGUACAUGGACAGCUUAGAGUAGUACAUGGACGGCUAAGAGUAGUACAUGGACGGCUAAAAGUAGUACACGGACGACUUAGAGUAGUACAUGGACGGUUCGGUUGCUUUAGCUUUGCCUACACUAGCAAUAACAGGUACCUGCAACCCAUGACAACUGCACCAGGUAUAACUGGAAAGAUCCACGAACAGUGCAGCAUCUGGUCCUUCGAGAUCUCAAUCUCCAGAGUAACGAUACUUUAUCCAUCUCUGAUAUGUUACAUUGGUCGUGGCGCUGCAGUCCUUUUUCGGGAAAAUAGGGGCCAGACGGAACGUGGCGUAGUGCUUUAGCGUUUUUUUUUUUUCUCCUAACCGGUCGGUGGCCAAUGGUUUUUACUGGAGAUAACGUAAUUGGUGCUUCAUAUCUUAAGUUCAGUGUGGAUGUUCAGGGAAGUGUCUCAAGAAACGGCUUUGCACAAGAAGAGGUCUUCAGUGAGUGUGUGCAUAGCAAGGUCAUGAGAGGAAGAGUUUAGUCUAGACUGUAACAGUGCAAGAGAAGGUUAACUCUUGUUGGUUUUUUUGUGUUACAAGCAUCUCUCAUCUCUGCCAAAAAAAACAGUGUGUAGUUUAUACUAGGGCUUUGAUAUUUUUUGUAAAUGUCUGAAAAACAACAAAAUACCUAUAUAAAAUUGUGUCAAAUGUUGGUAAUUCCGUGUAUUCAUUGUGGUCAAUAUUGAAAAAAAUGUUAAUAGGUGGUAUGUGUUUUCUAUACCAGUUAUGCAUUCUGAGAUGCACGUAGACAAAUGGAAAAGCUUUGUGCAUGAAUUACUAACAAAAACUUGAGGUUCCAUAAUUCAGUAUGUUUGACUUACUAGUGCUUCGAUGAGCUCUCCAGGCUAUAAUGUGUGCUUUGUAUUAUAUAUCUCAAAAUGCUUUUCAUGUGCCAAAGUAUUUUCCAGAAAAAAAUAUAUACAUCAAAAUAAAAACUAAACACAAA